Actinia tenebrosa (Australian red waratah sea anemone) is the source of this 1974-nucleotide messenger RNA. RefSeq names its product EF-hand calcium-binding domain-containing protein 14. The record is from RefSeq and is a predicted model, not a curated record. NCBI's taxonomy places the organism in Eukaryota, Metazoa, Cnidaria, Anthozoa, Actiniaria, Actiniidae.
AAUACAAGAUGGCAUCGAGAUGAACGUUUGUCUUGUUUGACUUGACGGAGAUUUAUUGAAAAUUACACGGUAAAAACCCACGAAAGUUCUCGACUUUUGGUGCAUAAUAACAAGAAAAAAGAAGCUAUUGACCAAAGGGUUUACAUCACUGGGCAUCAACUAGUUAAUCGAAGAUGAAGUUGGAUUCGCUCAUUUGGUGAAUGAAGUUACUCCAUUCUCUGGUAAUUAAGCUUACUUCAAAUUACAUGAAUGACGAAGAAGUUUACCACCAAUUGGAGUUUGAUUCUUUUUGAAUCAGUACACUUUAUUUGUCAAUAUUUAUUGGUGUACUAAAAAUGGAUUUUCCUAAAAACUCCAAGAAGUCCAAGAUGAAUGGUUUUCGAAAGGACCAAGAAAAUAAACUCCUGAUAUCGUAUUCCGGCGAAGAAAAGCCGACUGACUCAGAUUCCGAUCGCGUUGAACCACUAGAAUUACCUCCAACUCGACUUAGAAGACCCAAAUCUAGGAAAGUGCGUGUUUCUCCCAAUUCAAAGAGUUCGUUCUCCUUGUGGAAUUUUUGUCAAGUUUUAUUUGUUGUGGUUGUAAUUGGUUCAAUGGUGUCGAUGCUGUGGUUCACUAUCAUCCUAAAGACAUCUUUAGAGAGUAUGAAAAAAAGAGUGUCAAUUUUGGAAACAUCUGACAGAAGUACAUCCAAAGAAUGCUUGGAACAGGGGAAAGACUUACAAAAGAAAUUAGAACUAUUGAGAGGAUCCUCUUCUGGUCAUUUAGAAACAGCAGAAAAGAAUUUUCAUUUAUUAUUUAAAAGAAUCGAAGAUCUUAAUUCUACAGUGAAAUAUUUGCAGUCCAAGCUGAAAUCACCCCAGAGCAUAUCGUCAAUCAACAAUGACAUUAAGUUACUUAAAAAGGCAAUGGCAGACACCAGUAGGGAGAUUACUGAGGUCACUGAUAAGUUCAAUCGACUUAGAAAGAUUGCACUUCUACAAAAUACCAACAUUAAACACCUGAAGAUUCAAUUGUACAAUGUUUCUGUGCAAAUAGCUAAGCUAUCUGGACAACCAACUCCAAGUCCACAGUUACACACAGCCACCCAACCAUGGCUCCUUCGGGUCCCAGGUGCUGAUAGUGGUAGUCACUCUAAAACAACAUUACAUGCUGAAGAAGCUGAAAAACUGAGAUUAAACAUUACUGCUCAAGUCAGGAAGGACAUAUUAAAACUGGUCAGUUUGGUAAGAAAAUCCAACAAGACUGUUCAGAGUCAAGUUCAUGAACUGAAUGUUAGGUUGUCAGGAAUGGCCAAUAAUGUCUCAGAACACAUGGCCUUGAUUGACAGUCUGAUAAAAACAAAUGUACAACACAAUGAUAAAACUGCUAGCAAGAAGAAUAGAGUGACUUCCAUCCCAACAGAUGUUCCCAGUCAGUACAAGAACCUGACCAAGAUGGUGGCAAGCCUUAGGAAUAUGUUUGAUGAACAUCUUCAACGAUUUCAAGAAAUGGCACUAGCAGCACCACAUCAAAACCAGCGUCUUCCACUAAUGCUACUGUAGCUCCAACAACAGAAGAAGAAGAACAGACUCUGAAAGAAAACAAACGUAUGACAGAUGAACAGAUUGACCUGGAUUCAUGGAAUGAGGAUGACACAAACCAGCUACCUUAAGAUGGUGAUGUUUUUAGCGAUAAAACAAAGUAUUAAAUUGACCCUAAGUUUUGUUAGCAGAUAUACUAAAUGAACAUUUAUUCAAUUCAAAAUUUGUAAUAAAUAAUUUGUAAAUAGAUUGAUGAAAUUAAUAUCAUCCAAAUCUCAAAUGAGAUCCGAGGAUUGUGAGUGCAUCCUUGGUUCGGUGCUCUGGAAAGUGUAUACACCUAAUUCAAAAAAGGUUGUCAGCGCCAAAGGCGAUAGGCGAUAGGUCAUUCCGACAUGGAAAUGGUUUCGUUGAAUACAAAGAACAUCGAAUCGAUCAGUCUCAACACGAAGGA